Messenger RNA from Vitrella brassicaformis, 782 nucleotides. The record is from the annotation of a GenBank genome assembly. NCBI's taxonomy places the organism in Eukaryota, Vitrellaceae.
CUGCAAUCAACGAGGGUGGAAAGGCCCCCGCUCUAGCAACAGCCCCUCAGCAAAAACCGCCCUCUCCUGCCCAUUCCACCUGCUUCCCCGCCACGCCCUGCUCCGCACCAUGUGUGCGUUACCCUUCUGCAGCAGCACACUAAGUCGAGCCCACCACCUCUCCACUGCUGUCUCGCGGAAAAACUCCACGUCGCCCUCCUCCAUAUGGACAGAUGGCCGCAUGUGCCGGGCCAUACGGUUGAGAAGAGCAGCCGCCUCAUCCCCCCACCGUCCGUAGCUCUCCGCCGACAGUGGGAUGAUGGUGAAGUUGCUUGCUCUCGCCUCUGUGCCGUAUUUGCUGUGCUUCCUGUCGGCCGCGUUGCGCAGCGCUUUGCCGUCCUCUGCUCCGUUCUGCCUGUUGGUAGCCGCGUGGUAUCUGUUGGUGAAGGGGUCGGGGCGUGUGGGGUGGGCGAUGGUGACGUCGCCGAGCAUGCCUUUUUCCUCCUCCACCCAGUAAAGGUCGAUCCGUUUGCCGUCUGAAUCGGUGGUGGUCGGGUACACGCCCAGACGCGCCAGGUUGACCUCUCGGUCGACGGCGAUCCGGACGCUCCUGAUGAUGCGUCGCCACUCCUUGCACAGCAGGUCGUGCCGCCAGAUGCGCUCGUUGCCUGUGCCGCAGCAGAGGAGGUGGUCGCCAUAGGGGUCCAGCUGAGUGCCGCACGAGCAGAAGUCCGAUGCGAGUGAAGGGUGUUGAACGGCGGGGGACAUGAAGGGAAAACCGAUAAGGUUUCCUGGGACACGCU